AUGGCUGAUCCAUUACAGUUAAUUGAUAAAACUUCGAAUAUUCAGGACUCAGAUAUCUCUGAUGAGGUGAAAUUUCAGAGAAUUGUUAUUAUUCGGGAGAUUAUAAACUUUCAUCCUACUUGGUUGGUUGAACCCUCUUCCGAACCUAUUCUUAAAUGCCUCAAAGAAGCAUGGAAUGAUCCGGGACGUCUGGAAAGAUUGAAACGAGAAGACACUUUAAGCCUAUCUCAAUGUCGUGAAUCCAAGUACCUUGUUGAGAUAUUCAUCUGUUAUUUGAAAGAAAAUCCAAAUGAUAUUGAUUUGCUAUUUGAACUAGUAACUAUAUUUUCUUAUGAAAGUGUGAUCGACUAUACAUUCUUAAAAAAAUUCUAUCAAGAAGAAGUCGCAAUGAAAUAUAGUGUAACACAAAAAAGAGCUAUUCUUGACAAGUUUUUAGAUAGUUUCAUUGAUUCUUUUAUUCCUGCUAGCGUUAAGAUGCAAUCUUUAAAGGUUAUUAUUACUCCAAUGCUUUUGUAUACAUUUGCCAAAGGGCAAGAAUAUGAACAGAUCAUUGGAACUGCCCAAAUGGAUAAGAUCCAAAAUAUUUGGCGUUACCUGGCUGAAACUCAUGAUGAAAUUGAGGAUUCAUUGCGUAUUGAGGUUUUACAAUUUUCAACACUUCUCGUGCAACGCGUACCACAUCUUAUUAGUACACGAAGUGACCUUGCAAAAAUUGGUUGGACUUGGUCUAGAGCUGAUGAUAUAACUGCUAAACAAACUGCAUUUGUCUUUUUGGCUCAGAUCUUUGCAGAAUUUGAUUCUGUUAAUUCAAAAAUCCUAGUCCAAUCUUAUUUUGCACUUUUAAGAGCACAUCAACUAGAAGCAAGAACAUUAGUAAAACAAGCUUUAGAUAUUCUUGCACCAGUGCUUCCAAAAUUAAAGACGCCGCAUCCACUUCCGUCUAAAGAAUCUUUUGAUGAAUCUAAGAAAGAUUCCAAAAAUAAAAAAGCCCCAACUCCAAGCUGGAUUCAAUACGCAAAAAAAGUUUUAUUAGAAGAUGGGUACAGCGUUUCUCAAUUGGUCAAUGUUUACCAAUUGCUAGUGCGGCACCCUGAUUUGUUUUAUGAACACAGAGAACAUUUUAUAUCCCAGAUUGCGAAUACAUUGACAAGAUUAGGAUUACUUCAAAGCGCUACUGCCGAGACUCGACUUUUGACCAUAGAUCUCUCUGAAUUAAUUUUAAAAUGGGAAAAGCGUAGAAUUUCUGAAAAUCGCAUCCCAGAGCAAUCAAGUGCAUCAUCAACUCCUGCUAUGACACCAGACAAACGUCGCAUUGACUCAGAACCAGAAUAUUCUCCACGUAAACGAAUAGUGAUUGAACAUGGUGGUGAAUAUAGGAGUAUUGUUGCAGAACCAAACCAAAAGUAUAUUCCGAACAUAAAUUUACGAGAAAGCGUGGUCGGAUAUCUUACUCGAUUUGUGUGCACCUCUAGCGAAUCAGUCAGUAAAUCUGGUUUGGCUCGCCGAGCGUUAGAAUUAAUAAAAGAAUUUUUGCUUCCUGACUUUUGGCCUGAGGUUAACGUGAAACUUUCUGCUUUUGAAAGAACUCUUAAAUAUACAGAGGUUAGUCCAAAUAUACUUAAUAGUGUGUGCAAUAGUUUGGAAGUUUUAAAUGUAAUACUUGAAAGAAAGCCAGCAGAUUGGUGUCUUGCAAAUAUUGUCCAUCUUCAACAAUUAUUGGAGACUAGUAUCGGAAACACACAAGUAAGAAUCCAAGAAUGUCUCCAUCCGGUACUUGUUCAUAUGUAUAAAUCUUUGGCUCCACCACCAUUUGAGGAAGCUGCUCCUUUAAAUCCAGAACAACCAUCCUCACCUGAUUCUGAAGUUGAAAAUUUUAUCAAAAUUAUCCAUACUACAAUUCAAGAAGGCCUUCAAAAUAUGAACACAAAUAAUUUAUAUACUGCAAUGAUGUUAUUAAAAUCAGUGGGCUGCAAUACUCCAAAGAACCUUGAUCCUUUUCUAACAGGAAUUAUUCAAGUCAUACAAAAACUUACCAAAGAUGUUACUACUUCACCGCCGAAUGCUUCCACCAGUAGUAGUAAUUUAAAUGGUGCACAUCCUCCUGAUUCUCCAAUAAACGUUCUUAUAAUGGCUUUGCAACUUGUGAACUCACGAAUUUCGGAGUUGACCGAGCUAAGACCUAUUUUUCUCGCAGCACUUUCCCAAUUAAUAGAGAAAACUAAUGAUUAUGUGCUUUCGCGAACUAUUUUUGAAAUGGCUAAAGAGUGGGUUAUUGGUAAAUUGGAGCCCUUUCCUACUCUAGAUGAAAAAUCGGACAUACUAGUUAAAAUGUUAUGUUUCGAAUCUUUAGACGAUAAGACUUUAAUUGAGGAUUUUUUGAAUCUCGUUAUCUCUAUAUAUAGCGAUCCUUCUUUCACUAGAUCUGAGAUGACAGUGAAGUUAGAAAAAGCAUUUUUAAUUGGCACUCGCUAUAAUAAUCCCAAAAUUAGAAAUAAAUUUAUGGAUAUAUUUGAUCAUAGUAUGGCUCGAUUGUUGUCGACGCGUCUCUCAUAUAUAUUAUCAGAACAAAAUUGGGAAUUUUUAUCGGAUUAUUUUUGGCUUCAUCAAGCCUUAGAUGUUCUUUUAGGUUCUGUUUCAUCUAAGAAAAGGGUUCAGCCGCCAACAUUCAGUUUACAAACAAAGUCUAUCGCAACUCUUGGUGGGUCUUCGAAUUUACAAUCAUUGACUCCUAGCAAAGAAUUGGAAGACUUUUUAAUAAAACAUCGAGAAUUUUUGCGUGACCUGAAAAAAAUGCGUGUCGGUGAUCUAUUACCGUAUUUAAAACAGCUACACUAUUUGGAUGAUAAUUUAACAUAUAAACAGUGGGUAGGCCUUUUUCCCUUUUGUUGGGCCUCCAUUCCUUCUAAGGAAAGGCAAGAUUUAUCUAAUAAUUUGAUAGCGCUCUUAUCAAAAGAAUAUCAUGCAGCACAAUCAGACUUAAGACCUAAUUGCAUACAAGCGUUAUUGGAAGGUAUAUCUCGUUGUUCACCUACCAUCAGACUACCACCACAUUUGGUAAAAUUCCUUGGAAAAUCUCAUGGUGCUUGGCAUACAGCUAUGGAAAUUCUCCAGACCACUUAUGAGGGAAUCAAAGAAGACGAUAAAUUUAAAGAAAGCAUUUUAGAUGCACUGGCUGAUCUGUAUUCAACCCUAUCAGAGGAUGAUAUGUUCUACGGUUUGUGGAAAAGACGAUGUAAAUUUGCAGAAACACAUUCUGCAAUAUCAUACGAACAGUGUGGAAACUGGACACAAGCGUUGCUUGCAUAUGAAACCGCGCAAACAAAAUCACGAGCAUUGGGUUCUCCAUGUACUGAGUCAGAAUAUCUGUUGUGGGAAGAUCAUUGGGUCAUGUGCUCCCAAAAGUUGCAACAGUGGGACAUUCUCAUUGACUUUGCAAAAAAUGAGAAUAAUAUAGAUUUAAUGUUCGAGAGUGCUUUUCGUUUAAUAGAAUGGUCUACGGAGAAAGAGAUUUUCGAACAAAAUAUACAAGUAUUUUCAGAUUCACAUCAAAUCUCGAGACGAAAAAUGUUUGAGUCAUUCGUGAGUUUAAUGAAAUCUCAACAAACGAACAAUUAUGAAGAUUUUAAAAAAAUUUCAGAAGAAGCGCAUCAAUCAGCUUUACGCAAAUGGCACACACUUCCAAAUGUAGUUUCACAGAGCCAUAUUCCCUUACUUCACUCAUUCCAGCUCUUGGUUGAAUUUGAUGAUGCUACAAGAAUGUUUUCGUCCUUAGCAGAUAUUAACCAUCAAAACGCUGAUACUAAAGCUAGUGAAUUAAAGAGUGUAUUGCAAAGCUGGCGAGAGCGAUUGCCAAAUAUGUGGGACGAUAUAAAUGUGUGGAGCGAUAUUGUGGCAUGGAGACGUCAUGUUUUUAAUGUAAUAAAUAAAUCAUUUGCACAAUUUCAGGCCCAGAACACAACUAAUACUAUGGCCAAUACCAAUUAUCCAUUCCGUGGACACCACGAAACAGCAUGGACCAUAAAUAGAUUCGCACAUGUUGCAAGAAAGCAUCAGCUUUCUGAAGUGUGCAUCAAUUUCUUACAACUAAUUUAUAAUUUACCGAACAUUGAAAUACAAGAAGCAUUUUUGAAACUAACAGAGCAAACUAAAUGUCAUUAUCAAAAUCCAAAUGAUGUAGCUAAUGCCCUGGAUGUUAUAAACAAUACUAAUCUUAAUUAUUUUGGGUCUCAACAAAAGGCUGAAUUUCAUACUUUACGCGGAAUGAUACAGGCCAAGUUGAGUCGAGACCAUGAGGCUAAUGAUAGUUUUUCACGAGCCGUGCAAGUGGAUAUGCGCCUUCCUAAAGCCUGGGCUGCAUGGGGACAUUAUUAUGAUAAUAAAUUUAAAUCAAAUCCUGAUGAAACGACUUUUGCUGCUAAUGCUUUAAGUUGUUAUUUACAAGCAGCUGGCCUUUAUAAUAGUCACAAAUCUAGAAAGCUGCUUGUUCGUAUUUUAUGGCUUUUGUCAAUUGAUGAUGAUAAAGGACAUAUAUCUCGAGUUUUUGAAACUUAUAAUAGUAAGAGUGAAGUUCCGGUAUGGUACUGGAUAACUUUCAUACCACAACUUAUUGCUUGUCUAUUGCAUAAGGAAGCAAGGCACGCACGUACAAUUCUUAUGAAGAUCGCCAAACAGUAUCCUCAGGCUUUGCACUUCCAAUUACGAACAGCACGAGAAGAAUCCAUGCUGAUUAAAAAGCAGGCUGCUGCCCUGGCAGUCCAACAGGCACAAGCACGCGCUGGACAGAUUUCAUCUUCCGUUGUUAAUACAUCAGGAGCUCCUUUAACAUCAAUGCCCCCGUCCGUUACCGGUAACGAAGGGGUGAUAGCGAAUCAAUUAAAUACAAACGUAAUUGUUAAUGGAAACGGCCACAGAUCAUUACAAGUGAGCCCAGAGCAAUCGAGUCCUAGUCAAGCAAGCUCUGACCAAAUGAGCCCUCAAGCAAUAAACUUUUCACAAUCAAGUCCCAUGCCAUCACAACCUCCGCAAAGUCCUGCGAUUCAAAUGGGAAAUAAUGGUAAUAAUGCUAUUAAUGGAUCAAUUAGUCAUAUGCCGACACCAUUGCCUAAUACUUCAACACAAAACAUGCAAAGUAUGAAUGGAGUUCAUAAUGGAAUGUCCUCAAGUGUACCGGGUACGCCUUUAAGUGGCCAUGUACCUACUACACCAACGAACGGAAUAAUACAUAAUACGCCUAUCACUCCCACAAAUGUAUCUCAGAAUGCUCAUCCUUCAACUCCAACUAACAACAUUGAACACGGACGAUCUCCAAUUACUCCUGGACUUGGAAUGAGUACAAAUCCUCAUACGUUACAAAAUCUUGCACAUACACCUCAGUCUCAGCAAGUAUCGAAGCAACCAUGGGAACAUAUUGAAGAUGUAAUGUCAAUUUUAAAAACAUCAUUUCCAUUGCUUGCUUUAUCGAUCGAAACUAUGGUGGACCAGAUUCAACAACGUUUGAAACCAUCAUCUGACGAAGACAUUUACCGCUUGAUCGUUGCGUUAUUAAAUGAUGGAGUGCAGCAAAUCAUUAACCGAUUAAAUUAUCCUAAUGAUGAUGGUACGCUAACCCCGGUGAUUGAGACGAAUAUUAAACGAUUUGCAGAAAAUCUAUUACCUGGAGCUAUUAAGCCGAACUUGGCGCAGUACGUCGAAACACUCCGCAAGUGGAGGGAUCGGUUUGAAAUUGUUUUGGACAGUAAGCCUCGAACACAACAUUUGGAACAUUUCAGUCCGUAUUUAGUUGAAUUUCAGCAUCAAAAGUUUGAAGAAGUUGAAGUUCCAGGACAGUACUUAUUGCAUAAAUUUCACAAUAAUACUGAAUUUGUUCGUAUUGAUCGAUUUAUGCCGGAAGUUGAAGUUAUUAGAUCACAUGGGAUCUGUUACAGAAGGCUUACCAUACGUGGACACGAUGGGAGCCUUCAUCCUUUUGCCGUUCAGCUUCCGUCAGCAAGACAAAGCCGUCGUGAAGAGCGAAUAAUUCAACUUUUUAGGAUACUCAAUACCGUGUUGGAACGUCGCAAAGAGAGUCGUAAACGUAAUAUUUCCUUCCACCUUCCUUUAAUUAUUCCAUUAGGACCUCAGAUUAGGAUAGUGCAGGACGAUCCUUCAUAUUGUUCAUUGCAAGAGAUUUAUGAAGAUCAUUGCGAUGUUACUGGAAUUUCCAAGGAUGAAGCAAUAAUCUACUAUACUAACAAAAUGAGAGCCAACAAUCGAGAUGCUCGGAUGGUCAAAGAUCUGACAAAUUUGAGAGUCGAAGUUGCUGAACAAAUUGCGUCUAAAUUUAUUCCAAGUGACAUACUUACAAAAUUUAUGACAAAGACAAUGAAAUCACAUGAAAAUCUUUGGACAAUAAGAAAACGAUUCACUUCCCAAAUGGCUGCUGUAUCUUUUAUGACAUACAUUAUGUCUAUUAAUCAAAGAUAUCCUCACAAAUUUAUGAUUUCGCGGAAUACUGGCAACAUUUGGAUGACUGAAUUACUUCCUGCGUUUACGCCGAAUGUGCCAAUGUUGCACAAUAGUGAAGCGGUGCCGUUCAGAUUUACGCGCAGUCUACAACACUUUAUGACACCAAUUGGUAUCGAAGGUGUUUUCAGCUCAGCAUUGAUGGCAAUUGGCCGCUGUCUAACCGAACCCGAAUUUGAUUUGGGACAAUAUCUGGGCAUAUUUAUCCGAGAUGAACUAAUUACUUGGCAUUACAUGAUCCAAAGACCCGUUAACGAACAAAAUCUUCGACAAAAAGUAGCGUUAAAUGUGGAUCAGAUUGUCAAUAAGGCACAAGCUAUUGGAAGUUUUGAUAUAGAACGGGAAAAGACACCUAAUAAUUUGAAGUUGAACAGUUCAGUAUUAGAAUUAAUAAAGGCAGCGACUAAUACACAAAACUUGGCCGCUAUGGAAGUUAAUUGGAUGCAAUGGUUGUAA
Molecule: messenger RNA, 6957 nt
Organism: Dentiscutata heterogama
Lineage: Eukaryota; Fungi; Glomeromycota; Glomeromycetes; Diversisporales; Gigasporaceae
Source: the annotation of a GenBank genome assembly